UCACUAUAAGGAGUAACUUCGGGAGAGGAGUGGGGGUUGAAAGUAGUCCCGCUCCACAAGGACCGGCGUGUGCCAAAAGAGCCUAAUGUUUUAGCCAAUUCUAGCCAAGUUUACGGUAUGUCAAGAAAAUUGGUCUACACAGUGCUUUGCAUCUGUCAAUUAGAAGUUCCUUGGUACCACAUGUGUUAAUGUCAUCGGUUUCAUUUGGUUUUUACCUCAUCACGACUGACUGCCGUUAGCGACCUAUAACCUCCCUUGAUAACUUUUCAACUCAACCUGCAAACCCUCCAUCAAUCCUUUUCUACGUGGAUACUUAAAUCUCAAUUCAAUUUGGUCGAAAAAAAGAAGAUGCCAUCAUUUUAUACAAGAAAGAAAAGGAGGAAGAGCAAACUCGAUGUUAGAACUGGCAACUGGAGGAAACAGAGAAAGAGAGAUGACCGGAGGAAGGCUGCAGGAAAUGUUAAUCUUACUCAUGAAAAUUCUGAUCUGAAACCAUUGCCCAGUACAUCAGGAAUCACAAGCAAUGUUAAAGUGUACAGUCAAUCAAUGUAUGCCAACUCAAAUCAAUCAGAAAUUGAAGUUGAGAAGAAAGAAUCUUCACCAUCUGAUUCAUCUGUUCAGAAAACCCCAAUUCUGCAGGCAUCAACACCGAACAAAUCAAGUUCUCAACCGUCACAGAUUGGGAUCAGAAAGCCAUCAUUUAUGUCAUUGCAUGUAGAAUCUACAUCAGAAUUAGAAUCCGACGUGAAUGAUUUAAUGGAAAAUACUUCUGUGAAUCCAAAUAGUUUACGGUCUCAUACUUCUCUCACCACAGCAGAACUGCUGGCAAAUGUUGCUAAAUUUGGACAGAGUAUUAGUCAAAUAAAUACAAGUCAAUCUAUUGUUCAAAGCAAUUUGAAGUCAUCUCUUUCAACUGGAAAUGUUGAGAAGAAAGUUGUUUUCAGAGAUGAAAAAGAUGAACUUGACACUUUUGAGCCUGGACCAGAACAUAAUUCUUUCGAGUCUAUUACACCACUGCGCUCCAAUAGUGAAAAUCGUUUGGCAGUAACAAGCAGUAGCCCACUAAUUAGUGAUCACCCUGUGCCACAACCAAGAAGCAGUCUGGUACCUAACUUUACCACAGCACCUGGUGGCAUAAGGAAUAUUGGAAACACCUGCUUCAUGGCUUCAACCUUACAGGCUCUACUCCAUUUGAGGGGUUUCAUUGCUAUAUUGAAGCAGCAUACUGAACAUAGUGUUCUUUGCAUGAAAAGUAACUGCUUCGCAUGCUGCAUUUUCCACCUAUUGGACAUUUUAAAAACAGGAGAAACCUUGGACCCAUCUGUUACGUAUCUCAAAUUUUCGAAAUUUCUUCGCGGUUCUGAGUCUUUUUUUGAUGGGGCCCAGCAUGACGCCCAUGAAUUUCUCUGUCAAGUUUUGCAAGUCAUGAACAAUGUAGCUGUAGGGGAGGAAUUCGGUUUUUAUCAAAGAAGUGACAGACGUUGUACAUCGUGCGGCGAAGUUUCUGUUUCUAAUUACACUUUAACAACUCAAAUUCAACUCCAGAUGGAUUCUUCUGUCCAAGCCGCCAUCAAUUCUUUGUUUGCAUGGUCCAGCAUGCAAGUUAAAGUCCUUUGUGAAUCCUGUCACAAACAGUGUGACUUUGACCGAAGAUUUGUUUUGGACAGUGCUCCAAAAACGCUAGUUGUUCAACUCCUUCGAUUCAAAGCAGAUGGAAGUAGAGAUGAUGCCAGCAUCGAAAUAAAUCAGAGGAUAAUGUUCAACAAUCUGCAAUACGAAUUGUGUGGAAUGGUACUGCAUACAGGAGUGACAGCCUCCGCGGGCCAUUACACCGCGAAGGUAGCACAAACAGAUUCUAACAACAAUAAUGUUGCAUGGUUCAAGUGCAAUGAUAGUUUGGUAUCUGUGGACAGCAUGGACUUGAAGAGUCAGACAGAUAAUGCUGCUAAGGCUUACAUCCUGUUUUAUGACUGGUCCUCAAGUUCUGAAUCAGACUUGGAUGAAAGAAAGGAGGAUCACAAUGAACUCAUUCACCAUUCAACUUCUGUUGCAAUUCCUCUUCCAAAAGAAGCUUCAAUUGAAGUCUUCAAUCAACCUGUGUCAGGUGACGGUGACAAUGGCAAUCGCCUGGUAAUUGAUGUUGACAGGAACAGUGCAGAGGAAAUUCCUCUUCCCAAGAGCAAAGCAUCAAAGCAACCACUAAAAACUGAAACUCCUAUGUACUUGAGGAAAAACUUUCGAGGCACACCUUUCAACACACAAUUUGUUACGGCCAUUUAUUCCCUGUACCAAUAUUUUCUCUCAGAGAAAGAAUUUGGAGGGCCUCUUAUAGAUGUUUGUAAAGUCCGAGAGAGAGUAUCCCAAGCCUUGCACAUCAGCAAAAGGAUGGUGACUGAUUGCAAACAAAAAAUUGAUACGGCUAUGGCAAGUGGGAUUCCCUUUCACACACCAAAAAGAACACGAAAUAAACAAUGGAAAGCUAGAAAUGUGGACAAUUUCACUAAAGCAGCUAUAACGAACUUAAUUCAUCAAACUGCCCUGACUGGUCGACUGGUCACCAUUAAAGAGUUGUUGGAGUUGAUCAGACAGCGAAGUAUUGCCUACCAUGGUGGACUUUCAACACUCCGCAAAAUAGUUCGUAACCUGGGCUUCAAAUAUGCAAGAGUGAAUGGCCGCAGAGUAGUGUGUGAAAAACCGUCAGUGGUAUUAAAAAAAAUCGCCUUUCUGCGGCGUUACAACGAGCUCCAAGAUUUUGAUUUUGAUCUAAUCCGAGGGGGCAUCAACUUCGACUAUUCACGGUGCACCCGCUGGUUAAUAUCUAAUAGGUAUUCAAGUGAUAUUUGCGAAUAUUCACAAGAUAUUCAAAAUAUUCAUCGAUAUUCAUCGAUAUUCAUCAAUAUUCAAGGACAUUAAUCAACAAUCACAGUGAAUAUUCACUGGUAUUCAGUGAUAUUCACUGGUAUUCAG
Messenger RNA from Frankliniella occidentalis (western flower thrips), 2967 nucleotides. RefSeq lists its product as uncharacterized. Gene Ontology annotation, biological process: protein deubiquitination. Lineage: Eukaryota; Metazoa; Arthropoda; Insecta; Thysanoptera; Thripidae. The record is from RefSeq and is a predicted model, not a curated record. Gene Ontology annotation, molecular function: cysteine-type endopeptidase activity; cysteine-type deubiquitinase activity. The coding region runs from base 349 to 2913 and encodes 854 amino acids. Gene Ontology annotation, cellular component: cytosol; nucleus. The transcript is spliced from 14 exons.